Penicillium maclennaniae is the source of this 738-nucleotide messenger RNA. RefSeq lists its product as uncharacterized. The record is from RefSeq and is a predicted model, not a curated record. Gene Ontology annotation, molecular function: oxidoreductase activity. The transcript has 2 exons. NCBI's taxonomy places the organism in Eukaryota, Fungi, Ascomycota, Eurotiomycetes, Eurotiales, Aspergillaceae. Bases 1 to 738 code for a protein of 245 amino acids.
AUGUCGCUCUCGGGAAAGGUAGUCCUCAUCACCGGGUCCUCUCGAGGAAUCGGCAAAGCAACAGCACUUCGCCUUGCCAGCGAAGGAGCCAGUAUUGUGAUCAACUAUAUCUCGAACGAAGCCUCGGCCAAUAGGCUUGUCGAACAAAUCGGGUCAGAUCGAGCCCUGGCUGUUCAAGCCGACGCUUCCAACUUGACCGAUCUUGAUCGCCUCGUUGAUUCAGCGGUCGCGAAGUUUGGCAAGAUCGAUAUCCUUAUCCCAAAUGCGGGGAUCCUUCUAAUGGCCGAUUUGGAGCAUACUUCCGAGGCGGAUUUCGAUCAGACUUAUAAUCUCAUGGUGAAAGGGCCAUACUUCCUGGCUCAGAAAGCCGCAAAGCACAUCCCAACUGGCGGGCGCAUCAUCUUCGUCUCCACUGGAGUCACUGCCGUCUCCAACAUCGCCCCCACCUAUCUUCUCUACGCGUCCGCCAAGGGUGCCGUUGAGCAGAUGACCCGUGUGAUGGCCAAGGAUCUGGCGCGCAAGGGCAUUUUGGUCAAUGCCGUCGCUCCUGGACCAACAAGCACAGAACUCUUUUUACAAGGAAAGUCAGAACAGGUCCUCGCGGCAGUAGCGAAUUUCAGUCCAUUUGGUCGGGUCGGGGAACCAGAGGAGAUCGCUAGUGUCAUGGCAUUCAUGUGUGGGCAGGAUAGCAGCUGGAUGUCGGGUCAGAUCGUGCGGGUGAAUGGCGCAAUGGCAUGA